Messenger RNA from Galeopterus variegatus (Sunda flying lemur), 1433 nucleotides. It is a transcript of the gene LRFN2, whose product is annotated as leucine rich repeat and fibronectin type III domain containing 2. Gene Ontology annotation, cellular component: postsynaptic density membrane; cell surface. Lineage: Eukaryota; Metazoa; Chordata; Mammalia; Dermoptera; Cynocephalidae. The transcript has a single exon. The coding region runs from base 30 to 1433 and encodes 467 amino acids. The record is from RefSeq and is a predicted model, not a curated record. Gene Ontology annotation, molecular function: protein binding.
CCAGGCACCACGGCCUGAAUGACCAGACCAUGGAGACCCUGCUUGGUGGACUGCUGGCGUUUGGCAUGGCGUUUGCUGUGGUCGACGCCUGUCCCAAGUACUGUGUCUGCCAGAACUUGUCUGAGUCACUGGGAACCCUAUGCCCCUCCAAGGGGCUGCUGUUUGUGCCCCCCGACAUCGACCGGCGGACAGUGGAGCUGCGCCUGGGUGGCAAUUUCAUCAUCCACAUUGGCCGCCAGGACUUCGCCAACAUGACAGGGCUGGUGGACCUGACCUUGUCCAGGAACACCAUCAGCCACAUCCAGCCCUUCUCCUUCCUGGACCUCGAGAGCCUCCGCUCCCUGCACCUCGACAGCAAUAGGCUGCCCAGCCUUGGGGAGGACACUCUGCGGGGCCUGGUCAACCUUCAGCACCUCAUCGUGAACAAUAACCAGCUGGGUGGCAUUGCCGACGAGGCCUUCGAGGACUUCCUGCUAACGCUAGAAGACCUGGACCUGUCCUACAACAACCUCCACGGCCUGCCCUGGGACUCCGUGCGGCGCAUGGUCAACCUCCACCAGCUGAGCCUGGACCACAACCUGCUGGACCACAUCGCCGAGGGCACCUUUGCUGACCUGCAGAAACUGGCCCGCCUGGACCUCACCUCCAACCGGCUGCAGAAGUUGCCCCCAGACCCCAUCUUCGCCCGCUCCCAGGCUUCUGCUCUUACUGCCACACCCUUUGCCCCACCCUUGUCCUUUAGUUUUGGGGGGAACCCUCUGCACUGCAAUUGCGAGCUUCUCUGGCUGCGGAGGCUUGAGCGGGAUGAUGACCUGGAGACCUGUGGCUCCCCGGGGGGCCUCAAGGGGCGCUACUUCUGGCACGUGCGCGAGGAGGAGUUUGUGUGCGAGCCACCGCUCAUCACGCAGCACACACACAAGCUGCUGGUUCUGGAGGGCCAGGCAGCCACGCUCAAAUGCAAGGCCAUCGGGGACCCCAGCCCCCUUAUCCACUGGGUAGCCCCUGAUGACCGUCUGGUGGGGAACUCCUCAAGGACAGCUGUGUAUGAAAAUGGCACCCUGGAUAUUCUCAUCACCACAUCUCAGGACAGCGGUGCCUUCACCUGCAUUGCUGCCAACGCCGCCGGAGAGGCCACGGCCACGGUGGAGGUCUCCAUUGUCCAGCUGCCACACCUCAGCAACAGCCCCAGCCGCACCGUCCCCCCCAAGUCCCGCCUCUCAGACAUCACCGGCUCCAGCAAGACCAGCCGGGGAGGUGGAGGCAGUGGGGGUGGGGAGCCUCCCCAAAGCCCCCCAGAACGGGCUGUGCUUGUGUCCGAUGUGACCACCACCUCGGCUGUGGUCAAGUGGUCAGUCAGCAAGUCAGCGCCCCGGGUGAAGAUGUACCAGCUGCAGUACAACUGCUCUGACGAUGAGGUCCUGAUCUACAGGUGA